Molecule: messenger RNA, 6811 nt
Organism: Folsomia candida
Lineage: Eukaryota; Metazoa; Arthropoda; Collembola; Entomobryomorpha; Isotomidae
Exons: 9
Coding region: 4311-6437 (708 amino acids)
Molecular function (GO): protein binding
Source: RefSeq, a predicted model, not a curated record
GAUGAUUAGAAUAGAGAACAAGUUAUGUAAAUCUCAGCAUGGGUAUAAAAAGAACAAAUCUUGUAUCACUGCGAUUAAGGAGUUUACGAAUUUUGUGUAUGAAAGUAUUGAUCAACCGAAAACGAAAGUGGUUGCUAUAAUGUGCGACUUCUCUCAGGCCUUUAAUAGUAUCGAAAAAAAUGUUCUGUUAAGCAAACUUAUGAAUGAUUUCAAAUUGGAACCUUGGUAUAUAUGUAUUGUUAGAGAAAUAUUUAGGAAUCGUGUUUUUAGAUUCAAAAAUGAUAACAAAUACUACGAAAUGUCACGUGGUACCUGCCAGGGUAGUGUCCUUGGGGGACUUUUUUACAGUCUCUACUCCGAUAACUUGUCUUCUAGGGUGUCAUGUAAUAUCUUAAGUUAUGCUGAUGAUGUCAUCUUGUAUGCAAAGGGUACUGAUGCUGAUGUUGUACUCAAUGAUCUUAUUAUGCAGCUUGAGAGUGUGUGCGAAUGGUGUGAUGAGAAUGGUAUCAAGCUUAAUUUCGCCAAAACUAAGUUUAUGAUCUUCCACAAAGAACAUGACAAAACAGGAAUAUCUGAUAAAUUGUGUUUUGAAAUUAGAAAUGAAACAAUUGAGAGGGUUAAUGAGUUUAAGUAUUUAGGAAAUAAUUGACCCACAUUUAAAUUUUAAAAAACAUUUUGACGUGGUAUGUGAAAAGGUUGCAAGUAAAUUAAAAUAUUUGAGAGGUUUUAAGAGAUACAUAAAUGAGCAUGUGCUUAAAGUUGUUAUAAAUGCGUAUGUACAUUCUGUAAUUGACUAUGGAAUUGAGAUCUGGGCAGUUCAAAGUGACGCCAUGUUAAUCGAUUUACAGAGAAAGAUCGAUCGUUUUAUAAUUGAGUUUUUUAUCGCAAAGAGUCCAAGAAAAAAUACAAUGUAACGAAUUCACGUUGUCAUAAUGAGUUUGAUGUUAAUACUCUGAGAAAAUCGUGUAAUUUUAUGACUGUAAUGCAAAGAAGGGGUUAUGUUAUUUUAAAGUGUGCUUAUAAAGAAAUGAUGAGUGGUAAUGUUGUGCUCUCCGGUAGGAGUGAUUUGCGUAAAUGUCCACUCAUGUCACUUGGUAAUUUCUCGUCACAGAUCUUUCGCAAAUCUGUGAAAUAUAGAACGAUUAUGCUAUGGAACAGAGACUGGUCAAUCCCGGAUUAAGGAUUGGGGAUUGAGAUUAGGAUUAAGGAUUAAUUAAUCCCUAAUCCCAAUCCUCAAUCCCAAGUUUUUGAAGUUUAAUCCCUAAUCCCAAUCCAGUUUUCCAUUCCUUAUUUUUUAAUCCCAAACUAGGAUUAAAAUGGGAUUGAAAUGGGAUUAAACCUGCCUAUGUCCGCAAAGUUGAGGAUCUAACUGUCGCUCCACCUGUUGUAAGGUUAUUCAAAGAGCGAAAACUGAACGCAUUUUGAAUCUCUGUCUCAUUAUGUUGAACCAUUAUUUAUCUCAUUAUGUUGAAUCUCUGUAAUUUUUAAUCGGGGAAGGAAAAAAUAAGAAUGGACAUCAAUAAAAAUUUGCCAUUAAUUUUAAGAGGGGUAUUUUUUGAAGUCUGUACAAUUAAAGAUGGUAAAGUCGACGCCAAGUGUAAAGAAUGUGAAAAGAGUGGAAUAGCAAAAAUUGUGCAAGGCUCAAUCAAACCAACAUCCAAUUUUACAUCGCAUUUAAAGGUUCAUGUAGAACAGUACCAUAAUUGUCAGGAACUAAUGAAAAAUCCUCUUAACAAGGUGAAAAAUCAUAACAAGCAGCAAACAACGCUCCCAUACUCAAGAACAGUUAUUCCAGCAAAAUCAACCAAAGCAGAAAAUUUAGUAACUAAUUAUAUUAUUGACGCCAUGUGUCCAUUAUCAACAGUGGAAAACUCAUCAUUUAAGAAUUUAAUCUCAGGAUUAUCUGAUGGGAAUAAAUGCCCAUCGUUAAAAAAGCUCCACCUAUUGAUUACAGAACGAUACAAUAACUACGUUUCUAGCCUUAUCAGAGAUCUGUCGAGGAUUAAGUACUACUGCCUGACAGCAGAUGUAUGGUCAAGCAGACGACGUAGUUUCCUUGGAGUGACAAUUCACUGGCUCGGAGAAAAAUUAGAGCGUCAUUCUUCUGUCUUGGCGUUGCGUCGUUUUAAAGGAACCCAUGACUUCGAAAGAAUAAACGACACGCUGCAACAAAUCAUGAGUGAUUUUGAACUAGUCCGAGAUAAAAUUACUUGCAUAGUGACUGAUAAUGGCUCGAAUUUUGUGAAAGCUUUUAAAGAAUAUGGGAUUGAUUACCAAACGGAGGACGAAAUUAGCGAAUCGGAAGAAGAAAUUGAUUUAUUGGAUAGAGAAGAAUUCGUUUCACAAAUUUUACUUCCAUCCCAUCAACGCUGUGCAAGUCACACAUUAAGCUUAGUGGCCACUACCGACUUGAACAAUGCUAAUAUUGUAACCCCUCGUGGCCAAGUAAACUUCAAGAAGGUGUGCAGCAGUUCUCUUUCAAAAUGUAACACACUUUGGAAUAUCAGCUCUCGAUCUACCAAGGUUGCCGAACAAAUAAAAGAUUUAUGUGGGAAGGCGCUUAUUCGACCAGUGAUUACACGAUGGAACUCUACGUUUGAUUCUAUAAGGACUCUAUUGGAAGUCAGACCACAUUUGUCAAAGAUUUUUGAAAUUGCAGGCGUCACUACUCUGGAACAGAGCUGGAUUUUCUUAGCGAAUAUGUAUAUGCCAUGACUCCAGUCGCUUACUCUCUCGAUAAACUGCAAGGUGAAAGCACAUUUUAUUUUGGAUACAUGGUUCCAGUAAUUCAUCAAGCAAUCAAGAAACUGGACGCUAUUUCAAACGAAAAUAGAUUAUUUGCAUCACCAAUUUCAAAUACGUUGAGUGCAGGAAUAAGAACCAGAUUUAGAUCAAUAUGUGAAUUAAAUUUGGCCGAAGUUCGCGACGCUGUUCUGGCAACGAUUUCUCUCCCGUUUUUUAAAUUGAGAUGGAUUUAAGCUGACAAACAAGAGGAUCUCAAGAAUGCCUUCAUCUCUGCUGCGAAGUUAUUAGCGUCUGAGAUGGCUGAUAGUGAAAUAAUUACAGAAACAUCAGAAUCAACAUCAAUAUUGGAUAAUUUUUUCGAAUUUGACGAUCUUCCAUCAGAUAAUUUGCAAGAGACAACUAACAAGAUUGAGCUGGAAUGCAUAAAUUAUUUGCAUGACCCUUCAACCGAAAUUAGCAGUUUAGAAUCAUAUCCAACGGUUAAGAAACUAUUCGUAAAGUAUAACACUUCAUUAGCAUCUUCUGCACCAGUAGAACGAGCAUUUAGUUAUGGUGGAAUGAUUUUUUUACCUAAGCGAUCUAAUCUUACGGAUGAAAUGUUUAACAUGUUGGUUGUUCUUAAGGUCAAAUACUAAUUGAAUAAAUUAAUUUCAAGAUUAGUUAUUUGAAUAAUUUAAUUAACGAAGGUGACGCAAUUUAAUGCCAGCAUUUUCAGUAAUGCGCCAAUUAAUCAGGGACUAAAUUAAUUCGAAUUCCUAAUGCGAAAAAAGAUGACGAGAUAUUUAAUCCAGGCUUAAUCCUAAUCCCGCAUUGAAUUUAAUCCUUAAUCCCAAUCCUCAAUCCCAAGAUUUUUAAAAUUAAUCCUCAAUCCCAAUCCUUAAUCCCAAAAUUUAAGAAUUAAUCCUUAAUUUUAAUCCUCAAUCCCGAUAUCAUUAAUCCGCCAGUCUCUGCUAUGGAAUAAGCUCCCGAGAGAUUUUGAUAUAAAGAGUAUGUCAUAUAAUAAAUUUAAAGUUGCCAUACAUGAGAAAAUUUUUGAAGAUUAAUGUAUUUUACUAUAAAUGACUCGUUGUUGGUUAGUAGCUAUAGUUGUUUAGAGUAUAUAACUAGUUUGUUAAAUUGUCUAUCUUUUGUGUCACUUGUGGAAGAGCAUGGUAUUAACUGUGAACUUGUUAGACACCUGAAUAAAGCAUCAAUCAAUCAAUCAAUCUCGAGUCAAAGUUUUAUCAGUCCAAUUUCAGUAUAUAAAGAAAUACAAUAGGCACAUUUUACCCCAACGAAACAAAGGGUUACGACUUUCUCAAGCGGUAUUCGGAUCUCCCCAAAUCACAGAUGCUUUGUUUGCUUUGUUCAGCCCGCUUGGAAACCAUCAAUAAAUUUCAAACUGUGAAUUGAAUGUAGAAACUGACUAAAACAGAGUCUCGAGUUGAGUAAGGAGUGUUGGAUUUCGAAUUACAUAAAUAAUUAACGGAGCUGAAGAACUAUUUAAGGUGCGUAAUAUCCUUAACCUUUAGGAAAUAUAGCAACCCAAAUUUACUUGGAAGCAAGUCAAAACAAUUACUCGCAAGAUGGACGUAGUAGAAUCUUUUAACGACAUGAACAUUGAUGAAGAUAGCUGUUCCGGUUCCGAUGAUGAUGUCCCCGAUUUAGAACCUUCAAAUUCAAGUCCAUGGACAAACAAGAAUUUCCUUUUCGCCUUGGUCGACCAUGAUAUCAGCUCUAAACCUGUUGAUUAUUAUACCACCAAUUCAUAUAUUACCCCAACGCUCUGCGGAAAUAGUAACGGGGACAUGAAAUUUGACGAGAAAAAUCGUGUCACCAUUUCCACCAUGUUCAGUAAUCAGGAGAAAGUUAUCAACGACAAGUUCUUUCUCUGUCGCACCAUCACUCCAUCAUUCAAAAUGACAAGAAUGAUGUCAAUUGUUGAGGAUCCAGAAGGUGAAGACGCUGUUCGACUCGCCAUUUACAAUUACUCGAAAAUAUCAGGUGGUGACUAUUUGAAGUACGCCUUUCCCGUGGGAACAAUCUUAGCUGUAAGAAACCCAAGCUUAAAGAACAGCUUGGACGGGUGUCUCGCCCUCUGCUACGACGACCCUAACGACGUUGUCAUCAUUUCUGAGGAAACUUUUGCCACCACGUUUCCAAAUAUUGUCUGGAAUGGGGAGAUCCCGGAGAAAUAUCUACCCAAGAAGAAUCCGAACGCAGAUAAGGUCACAAAAGCCAAAAACUCUGGAAACAAGGCAUUCGUCGAGAAGAAAUACUUGGAUGCGAUUCGCUUUUAUACGGAAGGAUUGGAAGAUUGCAGAGACAUUGGUAUCCAAGUCCAAAUCUUGUCCAACCGAAGUGCCGCCUUUCUCCAACUCGGUUGCUACUAUGUAGCGCUUGUCGAUGCUACUGAUGUCCUCAAGUAUGAUCCCAAUAAUGUCAAAGGAAUCUAUCGACGUGUGCGGGCUCUCUGGGGAAUUGGCCGGUAUGGAGAAGCUUUGAACUUUGUAAACGGAAAACUCAUGUCGAUUCCAUCUCUCCAAAUGGACAAAGUUUUAAUUGAUUUGAGAAAAAUGGGAGAAGAAUUCAACACCCAAAGCAGAACGGGGAUAUAUGACAUGGAAACCAUUAUCAUGAAGAGUGAUCCAAACCCUGACCUCGCAGAAUUUAUGGGAGCCUUGAAAAUCACUCAGAUUCCGGGAAAGGGUCGCGGCCUUGUGGCAAAGAAAGCUUUCUCAGCUGGAGAGCUUCUAAUGUGUUGCAAAGCAUUCGCACACCACAAGCGGGUUCACCCCACGAGUGUCUUGAGUAUCAUGUCGGACAAUAGUUUCGAAUUAGUGAGCCAGAUUGCGCAGAAAAUUUCACUCGAUGUCGAACUGCGAUCCGAAUUUUAUGAACAUUUCCCCAGAGCAGAAUCAAGCAAGAAGACUGGCGCGAAUGAAGAUGCCGAUGAGAUUUCUCGUCUCCAAGAGAUUGUGGGGAUCAACAGCUUCUCUAACCGAGAAAACAGCGGGCUAUGGGUCCUCCCCUCGUACUUUAACCACUCCUGUAUCGGCAACGCAAUGUGGCGGAUUUACGGAGACAUGAUGUUCGUUCGUGCCCUCAAGUCGAUCUCGCAGGGAGAGGAGGUCCUUGUUGCAUAUGUGAAUCCGGAAACUGAUUUGGAACAGAGGAAGGCUGUUUUCAAAAGGCAUAAAUUUACUUGCUCCUGCCUUUUGUGUGAGAUUCAAGGUUGUGAAGAGGUAGAUGGAACCAAGGAACGUCGAAUGCGAAUCAUGGAGUCUAUCAAACGUGCAGCAGAUGGAAACUUAUCUGGAAAGAUGGUAAAGAAGAUUUUCAAACUUAUUUCAGAUUUGGAAUCUAUUCAAGAAGCGUGUCCAAGGUUGAACGUUUUCUUCACUGACGCUAUAUUUUUAAAAUUAUCUAACAAAUUCUACCAACUAAAAAUGUAUCGGGAGUGCAUGGACAUUAUGGAAAAGAUUCACUUCGUCACGGAAAAUUCUCCCAUGGCGUUGUAUGCUGUGGAAGCAUCCAUCAAUAUUUUGAAGGCUUGCUUGUUGCGACAACCAUGCGAUCGGUCGCUGAUUAAGAAAUGGGUUAAAAUUUUGAAACAAGAUUUAUUUGUUGCAUACGGUUGUUUGGGGCGGAUGAGAGGAUCAGAAAUGUUGACGAGUCUGAACUUCUUAGGAAUUGAUUUUUUUGAAGGGUGAAUUUCGUUCGGAAAGCGAAGUUGCUGAUUGACCCGAUAAUUACUUUCAUGGAUGAUUUAUAACCUUAUGUACUUAAUACAGGAUGAUUUUUUCCUAUUAUGAAAUAUAUUUUAUAACCUGCACUAUUAAUUUUUAGUAAUACUAAAUACUUCUUCAUUAAUUUUUUUCGUAAAACAAAUUUGUAGUAUGAUUCAUUGAUUGUUCAAAAUUAAGAAGUGCAGUAAUGUGGUGCACAAUGAAACACCAGUAAUGAUUGCUAUUUUUAAUAUGUAUGUAUAUAUUUUUACCUUAUUUAAUUAAUCAAUUCUCCAGUGGAAUAUGUACGUACAUAUCUAUUUCCUAAAUAAAGUUUUAAUCCCACACAGGUGCAGUUA